This is a messenger RNA of Procambarus clarkii (red swamp crayfish), 10448 nucleotides long. RefSeq lists its product as uncharacterized. Gene Ontology annotation, cellular component: secretory vesicle. The record is from RefSeq and is a predicted model, not a curated record. NCBI's taxonomy places the organism in Eukaryota, Metazoa, Arthropoda, Malacostraca, Decapoda, Cambaridae.
ACAAGCCAGUCACUCGGUCGGGUCGUGAGCAACAACAGGCUGCCAAGGGCGCGCUCCGAGGGCCCAACAAGCCUUCUCUCUCUCUCUCUCUUUCUCCCUCUCCGUGGAGCUCUUCUUGCUCUUCGGGAGGUUGGUGCCCUCAAACAAAAUAGAAAUUCAAGUUGCUGUGGGAUGUAGUGGUUAAAGGAACAACAGUGAGGGAAGCAGAAGUCAUUCCUGUGGUAGCCCGAAUAACGUGUUAUAUCACACUGUCCUGUGUUGUACCAAAUCAAGAAAAUUUACAUCUGUUUAUAUUUACAAAAAAGGCUUACAGAUUCGAGGAUUUGGACUGUGUUACUGUUUCAAAUAUAAUACUGUGAAAUUAGAGGUAAAUAAAGCAAGAGUUCACUGUGAUCUAUAUACCAGCGUCUUGAGCAUAUACCGCCUGUGUGUGUCAAGAUAACAAAGAGACAGGCGACUCCUGCCUCGCCUUCUCUAACAGGUUCUUCCUUCCAACUUCCUUAGACGUCCGGGAGCCUCACCACAGCCAGGACCACCAAAACAGAUAUCCGGCAUGCCAGACGCUGGUCCCAUCCUGCCUCGACCCGACCUCACCCUACACCACGCCCCGCCCUCGGCCAAGUUCCGUGACCCGCCCUCGGCCAAGUUCCGUGACCCGCCCUCGGCCAAGUUCCGCGACCCGCCCUCGGCUAAGUUCCGCGACCCACCCUCGGCUAAGUUCCGCGACCCGCCCUUGCGACCUGCGCGCCUGCACACACGCCCAUCUCUCAAGUCCGUGCCGGAGGAGCGGUCUGGCAAUAUGCACCGCUGGAGUGCACCCUGCGACACAUCCUUCACUCUGCCGCAAUGUGGGGUGCCGGGAGCUGCCUCCACCGUACGGCACUCCAGAAAUAUAUCCCUGAGAAGAUAUAAUUCCCUUCGCUCACGGACCUCAUAUUCGCUCCGGAGGUCCAUACGCAGGGCCGGACCGCUGUACCGGGCCGCCAGCCUCCAGGUGGGGUCCGCGCGGCGGGCGGCGGCCCACCUAAGGAAGCGGAUAUCGGGCGGAAGUGCAGUGCCUCUGUUGACACCUGGUCGCUCACGCCGGGGACCUGUGAUAGCAAGAGCGCGAGAGCGGCCGCCCGCGAGGCCCGCCAGGAAUAGUCCCCGGGUACGGGCGGCCCGCAGGGCGGCGUUUGCGGCCCGCACGGUACAGUGGGAGGCAGCCAGUGGGCUAGCGGCCUUGUUUGAGUGCGGAGGGUCGGCGGGUGGCGCAGCGGUUACGGGCGUCGUGCGGGUGUGGGCGGCAGCGGUGGCCAUGGCGGAAGCCAGGCUCCAGCAGCUGCGCCGCUCCAUUAGCUCCUGGAGCCUCUCUACCAUUAAGAAGCCCAAGAUCGCUAUUCCCAAGCUCAAGACUCCAAAAUUCAAAGUUUUCGGCGGGCGCAAGAAAAACAGGAUUGACCCCAAGGAUGAUGCAGCAGCAGUGGAGGAGGUGAAGGCAGCGCUCCUGAAGGUAGAGGGCGAUGGAGAGGGAGGAGAACCCAGGCCAGAGGCAGAAGGGGUGAGUGGCGAGGUGAUCCACGAGCCUCCAGACCGUGGGCGAGGCGAGGACCAACCCACCAUUGUUCUUACUCUCCACGACGAUGGAAGCCCACCCGAGCCCCCGCCCCCUGCGCCCUGCCCUGGGCUGCUCAGCGCAACUGACGACCUGGAAUUUAUCGACUCCGAUGAGGCGGAUUCUGAUGACAGAGUUGUCGAAGCUAUUGGACCUGACGUCGAGUACUGUGACCAGUGGUUCGACGCCCGUGGAACGCUAACUCGUUCCAAAGAAGAUAUUGCUCGCAUCAUUGAUGAUUACGAUGAUUGCCGAACAAGUAAAUAUUACGACGCUGCGGACGAAGCAGCUCAACGUCUUAAUGGCACAGAGUCGGUGGGAGCGCAAAUUAACAGUAAAGAAAAGCGGGGUUCAUUGAAGUCUCGGGAGUGGGUUAAGAGCUUCAACGAGGAGGCCGAGUCACGGAUACAGCGUUGGAUGAGACUACAGAAAACAAAAAAUCCUUCAAGUCUUCCAAAAAGCAAAUCUGAAAUUCGUCUGGAUGGGAUUGAAGAGCCAGGAGAAAAGUGGUCAGCCAGAGACGAGAUCCAGCUCAACGCCACGAGGGAAAACGAAGCCCACGCCAGUUAUCUUCACAAAGAAUAUAACGAUAAUGUUAAAAUAACGGAGAGCGAACGUCAGCAAGCAUCAGAAAAGAAGCAGGAGGCACGUAAGGAGAAUCUCAAGAAAAUAUUCCAAGUAAAAGGGAAGUUAUCUAUCAAACCCAUCGUAGACUCGCAGCGGCCGACGUACACAGACACGGACAUUUACAUAGCUUCAACACCUUACGCUCUGGCCAGCACCACAGACAGCAGGCAGCCAGACGGAGAGUCUCUUGAUGCAUCUGAGGAUGGUAUCAACUGCAGCUCUGCUGACCUUGACCCUGCAUUAGACGAGUAUCUUGUCUCACAAGAUAAUCAUCAGAAUAACGGUGACAACAGACACCUAUUUUCGAAAACCAAACAAGAAAACGCCAAAGAAUCGAAAUUAACACUAAAUUGUGAUCCAUUAAGUAUUCCAAACAUUGUGAUAGAGACUCCGGGGGUCACUGAAAAGAAUGUGGAGUUUUCAAAACAGCUGUACAGAGAAGAGAGAAUGAGAGCAGAUUACAUCCCACAGUCAAAAGCCAUUUCACAAGAGCAGGACACUACAGAAGUUAGUGUCAACUCUGAACCUAAUGACGUAAUACAGAAUGAAAUACAGAUCAGCUCCAAAGAUACAGGAACGCCAUCUCAUGAACAAGACGCAAAACCAAUAAAUAUGAAUGCUAAUUCAGAGGCUCAGGAAACAGAGGAAGAGACAGAAUCAGAGUCAGUUUCACGUGAAACAAAUACCACUAUAUUAUCAACAUCAGAAGCUAAGGAAAUUCCAUCUGAGGUAUCCAAGGACCAGGAAGUCUCUACUACAAUAUUGACAAAAACGAAAGAGUCCUCAUCGGCCCAAACAAAACCUGAGACAACAGAGAUACAGUCCUUGUCAGAUUCAGCAAAGUCUGACGUAAAGAAAAGAAAAAUAACUGGAGCAAAUAUCCCAAAAUCUAUCAAGAACUUUGCAGGCUCCUUUUUUACACAACAAACAAGUGGAAAAGCAAAAAAUGUAUAUGUAGAAGAAAAAGAAGGAGAUAAAAAGAAAAAGAAAGGGAGAAUCAGCCCAUUCACCAAAGAUUAUCUCUCCAGAGGCUCUAAAAAAGCCGCGCCAGAAGAGGUAGAGAACGAAACAGGUCUUCAGCCGGGCCCUGAAAAAGCCUCAGGAAGUGUGUGCGAUAAGAACUCUGCACCAGUGAAUACCAAUCCUUUUAUAGACGACGACGGCAAUCCAUUUACUGAUGACGAUAUGGAGGAAACAGUGCCAGGAAGCACAGAUGACGAGCCCACCGCCACGAUGGCACGAGAGACUCUGCCCGAUCUUCUUCCCUCAUCUGGUAUUGGGAAACCUCCAAGGGAGUCCCCAGAUAGCCUCGAGUACACAUCAGUCAUCGAGUCUGAUGAACAGAAAUCAAUUUCCCACGAAUCGUCACCUGGAGCUGGAACCUCGUUUGUGGAAGAAGGAGGCUUGAGGCUACGGAAAGAUGCUCUUCUCGCAAUCAAGUCAAUGAACAAUGACGACGCCUCCACCCAUUACUAUAGCUUCCUCAGCGCCACCGAUGACUAUCAUACACCCACAAAUGAAGCCACAGACGACUAUAACACACCCACUACAGAAAUCGAGCAAAGAGAAGAGAUUCCUAUGCAGGAAAUGCUUCAGGAAGAAGACACGUUCCUUCAUACUUCUCAGCUAAUAAAGUUCCCAAACUCAACUCACGAUCAGACACACGACAAAAAAACAAGAGAAAGUUCACCUGCCGAGCCUAAUUGGACUGAGAAGCCAACGCCAGUCCAAGACCCCAAGCCAGACGUUUUGCCAAAUGAGUCUCAGAGAAAAAUAAUAGAUGAAGAAAACAAGGAGAAUCUUGAAAGUAAAAACAUGAAGUUAGUCAUAAACAAAGCUGAGUCCCCACAAAGAACUCCUGUUACCUCGCUGCCAGCAGCAAGCGUGAAGUCGCCGGGAACAAUGCAAGAAACAGUUCCACCAAGCCAACUGAUACCUCAGUAUAAUGAUCCCGUUUCUCUAGAACUUGCUGACCGGCAAGUGAAGUCCGUUCUCUUCAUGAGCACUCAGGAGCCUCCCAAGCCAAGCCCAAGGAACAAGAAGGGAAGAUACGGCUACGGUACCGGCGACGCUACCCUUACCACAACUACUCUCCCUGUUUCAACAAGCAACAGUGACACCGCAGCAGUCCAUGAUAAAUUAAAGACUUUAAGCAAUCAUGGAAUGAAUGGCACGACAGCGGCUAUAGACAAGCCCCAAAUAGCCACCUUCCCCAGGCGAAGUGCUUCAUGUAAAAAAGCUCCGCCUCCUGAGCCGGAUAUAAAUUCUUCAGAUUCUGGGUAUGUAGGACCCGGGAGCAACUACUACGGGGGAACCGACUCCGAACCCAUUUACUGGGAAAUUAGCGAAACAAAAGGGGCGCCACCAAGACCAAGCCCAAGAUCAAGAAAACCCCCUGGACCGCCUGGUGACCGUUCCCUGAACCAACCCCUGGCUCCCUCACCACCUUCCCUGAGUGCAACUCCUACAAACACCCCAGUGCAAGACUCUCAACCUGUACCCGAGUGGAUAAACAAACGGGCACCGGUACCGAGUCCACGAAGCAAGAAGCAGCGUUCCCUUCAAUCUCUCCCAACCUUCGCCCCGACAGAUGACACCAUGGAAGCAGUAAAAAAAAAACUUCAGCUUUUAUCCCACGAGCCCCUGCAAGACUCACAGGUGCUACAGCAACCAAUAACAGCACAGGAGGAAUUUUACAGUGGUAAAGCUGCUUCUAUAUCCUACGGGUUCACCCAAUCUACACGCGCCGCCCCGCCAUCGCCGCCAAUGAGAGUCAGGAAGGUAUCCCAGAUCUCUCUUCCAGCGGCUGUAGUGGCGGACGACGCGACGUGGCGGCAACAGAAGAGAAGAACCGUACAUGGUGGCGACGGGCCACCGGGGCCACUCUCAGCGAGGCGAGCAAGAAGGCGCACCGACCCUACUCAAGGCCUUCCUAUUCCCUCCAUCAGGGCCGCCGUUCAGCGCCUGGGGGAGAAGGUGGUGUGUCUGACGGAGCUGCUGCCUAUAGUGGGUCUGCCUCAGGACAUCGCCAGUCACAAGGCCGAGGAGCUGCUGACGGAUGUGCUGUACUCGGUCCACUCUCUAAUGGGCGGCACGGGCGGGGGUGUGUGGGCGGUGGGCGGCCCAGCGGUCAUUGCAGCUGUUUCAGCCGGCGGCCAAAUCGGUUCAGGGACUUCCAACCGCACAAGCGUGUCCCUGGACCAGGUUCUCCAGGUCUUGCAAGCAGCCUUCCAGGUGAACCAGGACACCGUGGAUCGACUCUUACAAGACGUUCAAAGCAGACAGGCUCCUGAAGUUACUCUUCACCUGAGUUUGAAAGAGGCGAAGGAACUCCGACCAAAGACUGUCAAGGGGACAACAAACUCCUACGUGACCUUGGGAAUUCCUAAUUCAGGCGAGUCCCACCGGACGAGGCUUGAGAAGGAUACUCUUAAUCCCAAAUGGAAUCAGGAUUUCACCUUACGUGUAAACAAUCUCCAGAAGGACGUCCUUCAAGUGGAAGUCUGGCACGAGCAUGACGCUCUGGGGGUGAAGCAGCUGACAGCUGUGCGGGACAUCAAGGGCCUCAGUCGGCUGGUCCGGGGCACGACAGCUCAAGCCCAACACCAAGCAGCUCACCUUCUGGGCCAAGUCACCUUCAAUGUCAAGGACGUGAGUGAGCGCGGCCUCAAUGGGUGGCAUCCCCUGGAGAAGAAGAGUGAGGUAGAGGAGUCCAAGGAGAGAGGCAGCAUACUUCUAGUGGGAUCCCUGUCCUCUUCAGCACACCUCGAGAACAAAAAUCGACAGUCAUACGAUUCCCUGCUGGCUCGUCUUGUUCAUCAUCAACUAAUAGAAGAAGCAAACAACAAACAGGAGGACGAGUGGUCGCCGCCCUGGAACGGGCGAGUGAGCGGCAGCGCAGCGGCGGCCCUGGCGCAGUUCGCCAUAAUGUUAGGGCUGAACGACGCGGCUCUCCAGUUGUCGUGGUGGUGCGUGGGCAGCAGGAUCGCCACCGUGGACACCGCCUGGACCCUCUCUCAGCUCCACCGCGUGCAGGCCGCCCUGGCCAAGGGUGCUUAUCGAGACGAAGACUUGGGGGAGCUGCGGACAUCUCUCUCCAGCUUCGUUCGCGCCAGUGCCGAACGGAUUAAAACUCUGCACACAGCAUUUCCUCCCUCUUCUGGUGUUCUGGCGCAGCACCAACUCACUUACACUCUAAAGGUCCUGUACAGUAUGCAGAACCACAAUGAAACCCAAGUACUACUGGCUGAAGAAGGCCUUCCCUACCUACACGAGACUGUCACAUCAAGCCUAGCUGUGCAUACUAAGAACUGGUGGACAGCGAUGAUCGAGGAACAGCUGAGAGGAGUUAGAACAGCUGAUGAGCAGAUCUCAAGAGUCAUCAACAUCGUCGAUGAGUCCAACACCUUCCUCACCUACGCUGACAAAUUCUACAAUAGCAUUUUCUUAAAGGAGAUGAACAUCCCAUACAUGCAGACAACCUACCUUGUGGUGAGCAAGAAGGUCAAUCCCUGCGUGCGGCCUUUAGUCAUGAACAUCUACAACCGUAUGCCCUUAUUCAACGAGCAGAGGGAAGACGCUGAUGACGCCCAAUACGCCCUGGAGGUGGGCACGUCCCUGUGGCAGCUGUACAGGAAUCUUAGCCACCUACACACGUUGGGCGAGUCACUUCCAGCUGAGGCUCGUAGUGAGUCCGGGGUGCGUGAGUACCACCGGUGGUUCUCCCGCGGGGUGAUGAGGUGGCUGGAGCUGGCCAUCUCUCGCGCUCAGGAUAUGAUCAGAAAAGCCGUCGACCUAGAUUGCUUCGAGCCCGUCGAUGCAUUCUGUAACUUCAGCUCCUCUGCAACUGAUACCAUUGGAAUAUUCCACGAUGUAAAAAUCUGGUGGUUGAAGCUGGCCUGGCCCGACCCAGAGAACAGCGCCGUGUUACUGGCCAAGAUCUUGGAAGACAUCUGCUCCUGCGGGACCACCUACUCAGACCUCCUCAGGAAUAAAGUUGACACCAUGCUCUUCAGACAAGAUAAUUCCAGUCGCGUCUUCUUCACCAGUCAGAUUUGUGUGGGGCUCAACAACAUCGAGAGAGUGCGACAGGAGCUCACGGGACUCCCAGGACACUUCGGGUUCGAUGCUCAGCUGGAGGAGAUUAGGAGCUCAGGGAGUGGUAACGGAGCCGCUGCCCAACUGGAGGCUACCGUUGAGAGGCUGAUAUUCAGCGCCGCAGAGAAUAUGGAAGCCAAAGUCAACGAGUUUAUUGAAACUGUGAUAGACAAGAUGAGACCGACACUUGAGAAGGCAGCGAAUGACGCCUGUGAAGCCCAAGAUGAGUUCUUGUUCUUAGGGGAAGUUCUUAACCCAGCCAUGGAACUCCUGCGUAAACACCUCCACACCUCUAACUUCCACAGGUUCUUGUGGCGUGUGUGGGAAGUCAUUAUUGACAUCUUCAAUUCCAUUGUUAGGCGAAAUACUGAGAGAAGAAGAGCUAAUUACUUUGGUGGUGUACACAGCAUCGUACAAGCGACGCUGAACUUCUUCACACCAAACGAUGGAGUCGGUCUAGACGAAGUCACAGCUCAGACUCCUGAAUACACUUCUCUCAUUGAGCUGCUGGAAUGUCUGAGAAUGUCCACAGAGGCGCUAAUCUCAAAAUAUUACCAGGAGCGUUAUGACGAACAGGUUGAGGACAUUCUUCCAUCUAAAGCCCAGCUUGUUGCGAAGAUGCUUUUCACUCGUCCCGGGAAGCUGAUCGUUGAGGUGAUCAUGGCUCGGGACAUCGUGGUUGAGAGCGACGCUGGUAGUGUGAGCUCUCGCGGCGGGGGCCAGGCUGGGUUCCACAACCAGCCUGUGGACUCGUACGUUAAAGUGCAGCUGGUGCCCCAGGAAUGGUUCCCGGCUGCCUCCAUAUACAAGACCAAGAUACAGCGCAAGCAAGACCCAGCCGUAUACGAGGAAACCUUUGAGUUUGAUAUGAGUAAGAACGAUGACGGUGUCCGCGCAGGGUUCAUAUUGUUUACACUCAAAGAUUACAACCUAGGUCGCUCCAACACCUUCAUAGGGGAAGCCUUGGUCCCUCUGGCCAACCUCCCCUGUGUUGACUCCUCUCAAGUCCAUACAGUCUCCAACACUUACUUCAAGAUGACCACCCCGGGACUCGACAUAGGGUACAAAUCCCUUCGUGCGCUGCACUUCAGAACGGCAGACAAGAUUGCGUAUUCAUUUGUAAAGAGAGUUUCAAAACGACUCUUAGAUGCAAGAGCCAAAUUAAGUACAACGCUUCGACCAGACGAGGAAAAGUCGCGAUCAAAGAGUCCCACGCUAAUAGAAAGAUUGAAAUUUUCUUGAAGCAGCAUGGCGUCACAUCAGAGUUAUGAUGUGAGUAGACCACACCAUGAGGUGCUCAACAUCACUCCGGCACGCCGGAGGUGUUAACGCGAGCGGCAGUUCAUCAUUCAACUGGACCUCUUCAGCUAUCAACUGGAAUUGAAAAUUACACUGAUCAUUUGUGAAAUCAACUUGUGAGUCAUUUAGAGCUUCCGGAACAGUAUCUCGAGAUAUAACUCUUAAAGUUGGUUUGGUUGAGUUGCUGAAGCUGGCCUGCUGCAGUUGUUGAAGCUGGCCUGCUGCAGUUGUUGAAGCUGGCCUGCUGCAGUUGUUGAAGCUGGCCUGCUGCAGUUGUUGAAGCUGGCCUGCUGCAGUUGUUGAAGCUGGCCUGCUGCAGUUGUUGAAGCUGGCCUGCUGCAGUUGUUGAAGCUGGCCUGCUGCAGUUGUUGAAGCUGGCCUGCUGCAGUUGUUGAAGCUGGCCUGCUGCAGUCGUUGAAGCUGGCCUGCUGCAGUUGUUGAAGCUGGCCUGCUGCAGUUGUUGAAGCUGGCCUGCUGCAGUCGUUGAAGCUGGCCUGCUGCAGUCGUUGAAGCUGGCCUGCGGCAGUUGUUGAAGCUGGCCUGCUUCAAUUGUUGAAGCUGGCCUGCUUCAAUUGUUGAAGCUGGCCUGCUUCAAUUGUUGAAGCUGGCCUGCUGCAGUUUCGUUCGCUGCAGUUGUCUGAGCGAACGAAAAAAUACUCUACAACCACUUGAAUUCAGAAAAAAAGUUUUUGUUUAAUUGAAGUCGACCAUAACGAAUCUGUGUAUAUAUUUAUCUGUGAUUUCUUGUACAUAAAUUAUUUUUUUGGUGCAAACGACACAAUGCGCAGUUUCGUGAAGCUAAUACAAAGGCUAUGAGGCCCAGGUGGUAAUAGCUCAGGCUUGUACAGGUCGUACUAGCUCAGGCUUGAAUAGGUGGCACAUGCUCAGGCUUGUACAGGUCGUACUAGCUCAGGCUUGAAUAGGUGGCACAUGCUCAGGCUUGUACAGGUGUUUACGAGCGUGCCGCGUGCUCAGGUUUGUACAGAUGCACGUGUUGAAAUGGAUGAAAUAUUAUUUCUUCUCUUCUGUUGUCUGCUAAUAUCUGCAAAAACAACUGUCACUCAAAACACAUCCAACUUAAUGUGAUGUAAGGAGACGAACAAUAGCCUGAGUGUUGUGUUAAUUAUGCAGUGUUUGCAUAACAUAUUUGAGAUAAUUUUAGUGAGAACAUUUGUCAAGUUAGCCCAGAUUUCAUUGUUUGAGAUGACAAGGUAGAUCUGUUGUUCGGAACGACUCGGUGCCCAGAUUGUGUUGCAAACACGAGUUGGUCAGUAAAGCUCUCGUGUAGAACUUACUCUAGGUUCAAGUCCAAACUCUUGUGUCAAGAGAAGGACUUGCCUUUCUGUUAAUAAGUUUGAAAUGUAAACAUUUAUUCCACAGAUAUAUCUUUUUUCAACUGUUUGACAAAUUGCCAAGCGAUAUUGUUCUGCCCUGGGUUUGGCGAUUUGGUAAAUAGGCAUUUUCUUGAAUUACAUUGUAUUUUGAAUUUGAGAAUUUGAAUCUAAACACGUGAUCUGAGUACACUCUCGGUAAUAUCAGAAUCUCACCCAACAUGACAUGUGUCCGAUCUCGAUAAUAUCAGAGGUAACAUGAACGAAAAGGAACGGGUGUCAUUAAAGAUACCCGUUCGAAUCCUUGAGUCAAUCUUGUCAUAGACGUACUUCCCUCUCUGGCCGUUCUGUGCUUCACAAUACUCUUUAGUUUCCUAAGUGUUAAACUAGUCAUGCCGGCCCGAGAUGCUCUCUCAAGACGUAUCUGAUAUAUUGUACCUUUUAUAGACACAUUUCACUGUUUUAUAUGAUGUAAAAUAAUGAAUAUUUAUGACAUAAAA